Molecule: messenger RNA, 4504 nt
Organism: Branchiostoma floridae (Florida lancelet)
Lineage: Eukaryota; Metazoa; Chordata; Leptocardii; Amphioxiformes; Branchiostomatidae
Exons: 2
Coding region: 622-4356 (1244 amino acids)
Molecular function (GO): protein binding
Source: RefSeq, a predicted model, not a curated record
ACAUAAGAUCGCCCCGAACUUCAUAUUUCAUUUAUGUCCCCUCUGAUAUACAAAGAUUGGGCGGCGAUUGCUAUUUUCGCCGCAAAUUUGCUGAUGAUUGGUAUGGUGAAGUGGAAAGUUAGUAGUUCAUUCACGUGGAGGGGGGGGGGGGGUGUUUUUGGCAACGCCCUCAGGGUGGGUACCUUAAAUUCAAACAGCUCCCAAUUUACUCUCUAUUUCUAGGAUACAUUUGCUGGGGGAGUAAUGCGUUAUUAUGUAUAACUUUUGCUACAUUUUUUAUAUAUUUAUUUUAGCAAUGCCAUUUUCAUUUAUGAAUUCCCAGCUCAAAAUUCUUUUUUUUUUUGGGGGGGGGGGUCUAAUUUAGAAAUGGAUAGUAAAGCAAGAAUCAGCCAUUUGAAUUUUGAUGUUCAUAUUUUGGAUGCAUAUAAUCUGUGGCUUACAGCUGGAUGACCAAGUACAUUAGAGCUACAUGUGUUUUUCUUGGAAAGAAUGCCAGUCUGUUUUGUACCACCCUGAUAAAACUUUCCCAUUGUUAGGUGUGUCCUGAGAUAUUCCUGUCCUAGCUUGACGACAAGGAGGAAGUGACUUACUGGAGGAAGUGAAGAGUGUGUAUAUUCAGAAAUGGAUGACAGUGACACGUCAUCGGAUGAUGAGCCGCUGGCCAGGUUGCUACCACCAUCCUUGGCAACAACCCCAACAAAGACACUAAGAACAUGCGCAGAAGCGACAUCUGAUGAUGACCAGCCACUGGCUAGCCUGCUACCAGACCUGUCACCGCCACUUGCAACUACACCGACUAAAAGUAAAACACCAAUGAAAGACAAGAAGCGAACUCUGACACCCAAAUCCAAGUCCCUUCCUCAGCCUUCUGCUAAACGGAGACAAAAUGAAACAAAAUGCUCGGCUGUACGAGGAUACCUGCUGGAAAGGCUGGAAGAAUGUCAGCGCGAGGAAGGAAGCCUUUCGCAGGACGAGAUACUCAGUCAGGUGCAAGCUCACUGCAAACAAAUGGCCAUGCAGUGUUCUAACAAGGAGGAGGAGGAAGCGUUGGCAGAGGGUGCCAGGAUAUCAGGGAGGUCACUUUGUAAAAUAACGGCUUCUGUGUUCUCCUAUGACUACGACAAGCACCACAAGAUUCUGAAAGGCUUAAGGUGGAAGCUACCCGUGUUGGGUAAUCUGCAGCUGGGCACAGGCAGCACAGACCAAAUUGAAAACAUUAGAAAACUGAUCGAGAAGGUCGACCUCGAGCUAGAGGAAAGCUGGGCAAGCAUCGCCAAGUUUGGUGGAGAGCAGCAGGCAUCUUCACAGUUUGCGGAGCUGUGGAGUAAAAGGAACAAGCUUGUGUCCACCCUUGUACGGCUGUAUAAGGAACAUGCGGAAAGCCUUAAUGAACACAUGAAAAGUGGGUACCACCUGUCAUUGGAGCAACGAACAAGGCUGUCAGAGGAAAUGAAGAAGUUUGAAAGCAUGGUGAACUUGGGUGUGAGGGACAGAGUCAUUGAUGAAGUGCCAGAAACAUUCUUCAGUCACCUGGCCGAAUCUCUACAUGAAAGCUGUCCCCUCAUACACUCCAUUUUAUGGACAUUAAUUGUAACGGACAGAAGUUCAAAAAACAAGCUGAAAACUGAUGCUGUGAAGCUUAAGAGUGCGACACACGCUCUUUGUGGCCUGCUGGACUUGCGGAGCGCCCGAGCCAGCAAUGACGUGAGCAUUCUGUUUGGCCUUGUCGCAGUGUCUUACGGAGCCGGCAAACAGUUUGUGUCACUGUUACAGCAUCUCGGCUUGUCAGAAAGCUGGGACACCCUAAUGGGCUUCAUGGGGGAGCGACUGAAGAACUUUCAACCCGUCAUCGACUGCAAGUUUGGCGACAAUGGACCUGUCAUAUUUGCGUAUGACAACAUCAACAUCUUCAGAGCCGUGCGUCACAUGAGAGUGUUAAAAGGGAAGCCACGGAUGUGGAACUUCACUGUUCGGAUGGCGCUGAAGCCAGACCUGGAAGGCAUCAAGGAACUUUUCGAAGCAAAGGACACCGCAGAGAUGCCUCAGAAACCCGUGGAAGACGUCAUUGUGGAUGAUGUUUUCAUCGAUACCCAUCCCGAAUUGGCACAGAUAUGGGAAGAGGCCCAGGACAGUUUUUACCUUGAGCUUCUAGACAUAGGUCUGAACCAACUUCCAGAAGACACACGACAACAGUCACAGAAAACCCUGGCAGAACAAAAAGCAUGGAUGUCAGGACAGUCCUUCAAGUCAUCCAAAACCCACGUAAUAAAACACAAACCAGCAGCAAAGCCACUGAAAUGUAAACAAUCGGACAUACUCAUACUUCCCUUGUCAACUGAAAAUGAGGCAACAUUAACUGGAACAGCUUGUAUUGACGAAGAGUUUGCUCGAGAGUUUGGCAUUCCAAUCGAAAGAAGUCAAACCCAAUACUUGCCGUUUAAUGAACACAACAUCCAGUUUGACAUCACAGCAGCCAGAAAGAGGUAUGAAUUCAACCAAAGUAUAAAUCAACACAGGGCAGAUCAAACCGUUCUACUAAACGCCAUUGCAGCCGACUCUUGGGAUGAUGAGGGGGAAGCAGACGUGGCACUGGAAGAAGAUGACGCGGAGGUACCUGUAAACUCUCGACAUCUCAGUUCUCUGAAGCAGAGAUGGAAGGACAGAGACGAGAAAAUGAAAACUGUUCUUUCGAAUAUGGAGGACAGACUUGCCGUUGCAGAGAGAGCAGGGAAUGCAGCAGACACAGCUGAGUUUGCCAAGUACGUGCUGGACUCUAGGGACAGUUGGGAUGGAAUUGUAGAUCAUUUAGAGCGUAGUCUAGUCCACGUAGUUGUAGAGACAGGAAAUGUGAAGCUAUUAAGGUAUCUAGUAGCUGCAGGUGUAAAUGUAGAUAGUGAAGAAGGGUGUGGAGCUACACCCCUUUGUCUCGCUGUACUCAGGCAUGAUACAGAAAUGGUUAAGUGUCUCCUGGAGACCCAGGGAGUAAGCGUAGACGGUAUCACUUUCAUGCAUUUUCCGUCUCCACUAACCCUUGCUAGAAGGACGGGCCAGAAUGACACUAUGUUCCUAUUGGAAAACUAUGUAGCCCCAGCCACUGAAGGUAUAGAUAUUUACAUGCAGUUUUCAGGUGAGGGGGUUGAAAGUGUCAGUGAAGUCGAUACCCUGGCUAGCCAGAUACAGGAAGUUCAUGUCAGUGACGAUGGCUAUGUGUUCCAUAGAAAGAAUGCCCCAAAUGUCACUGUUGGGGACGGCCUUACAACCAAAAACCACAGGCACUGCAGGUUAAGUGACGAGGUUGCAUUUGGCUGGACUGCAGAGAUGCCAGGGGACCUGCAUGCUGCAGGUUAUGUUGAAGAGUGUUUUGCUAAGUCUCAAGGUCCCGGAGGACUCUAUCACAUAACAUCUGAUGUCCUCAAGAGAAAGAAAGUGAAAAAAGAAACGUAUGGUAAGGAUAAGUUUAAGGAGAACAAUUUACAGCUAAUCAGAGAGGCCAAUCGAGACGUGGCUUACGGAUAUGGUCUUUGUGCUGUACUUGAGUUCAAACAGUCUGACAUGUUCCCCACUGAAGUAGAGCUUUCAAGCUGUGGUCCAGAUAAGGGUACACUGCUACUAACUAAGUUUAAAGAGUGGAUAAGUUCUUGUUCAGAAGAGGAUGUGGCAUUUCGCUACAGGAUCCAGUCUGUAAACCUGUUUGGGCCACUGCUAAGGUUGUAUUAUAGUGCGAUUAAGAAUGGGAUAGGUGCUGCUAGAGAGACUGUUUGGCUGUUGUUGUUGCCCAUAUUUGCCCAAUCCAAGAAGAAGAACUAUUGGAUUGAGGCGCUGUCGCAUGUUGUAAACGUGACAGCAGCAUGGCCGAUUGCUACCAGGAUGAUGGUUAGGCAGAAUUGCUCUGUAAGUGUUGAAGGGAAGGCUGGUCACAAUAUUGCAAAUGACGAGUAUGUUGAGUCUUACAUUGUGAAGCCUCUGAAGCAGUAUUGCUCAGGCCAAACAACACUGAAAACUUUGCAGAGGUUGAAUGUGAACCUGCAACUGGUAGGAAGUGCGAGGGCUUGCUACAAAUCCAGAGGUGGCUUUGAUGUUCACCACACAAAGCGCCAUAGUGAACCCUCAGCACUUCCAGACCAGAUUUUGGUCUGCAUGUAUUGCUUGAAGGAGCAGUUCUUUCUCCACAACACUGAACGCCGAAAGGCCAAGGCAUAUCCUUUCAGUGGCAAGUUUGUUCUAAAUGAUUGUAUUGAUGUAUAUGUAAAAGGCCGUGAAAAGGUCAAGGCCAAUUUUGACAGGAAAAUGUACGAUGUGUAUCCUCAGAGGAGGCGAGUUCAAACUGUGUACAGGGCAAAUGUGCCUGCAGAAUGAUAUGUUUUACACUCACUGUAUGUUUUCUCGCGAUGUCUUCAGUUACGUAUAAAUGUUUCUGACAGAAUUUACAUAGUCUCCAAGCAGACCCUACGGUGCCUUAAAAAUAGUAUCAAAGCUGGCCAGGGACUUGGUAUACUGGCACCCG